Molecule: messenger RNA, 2010 nt
Organism: Salarias fasciatus (jewelled blenny)
Lineage: Eukaryota; Metazoa; Chordata; Actinopteri; Blenniiformes; Blenniidae
Gene: znf414
Product: zinc finger protein 414
Exons: 5
Coding region: 84-1040 (318 amino acids)
Source: RefSeq, a predicted model, not a curated record
CAAGGAGCAGAAGAUGACGGAUGAGAGUGUCGUUUGGAGUUGACGUCUUUCUCUGCUUCUGUUGUUUUUCACUGAUCUAAACCAUGAUGUCGCCAGGCUGCUCUGACAUGCAAACUCCUGACAGUGUAAAUGCAGGUAAACAGAGGAUACCCUGUCCGCUACAUGGCUGUAAGCGAGUUUACAGCGACGUGAGCGCUCUAGAAACACACAUCAAAGAGCAUGAGAUCCCGGCUCAGUCGAUUCCUGGCAAGGUGAUGCUAUGCUCCCACAUCGGCUGCAGCGGUUCUUUCCCCGACAUGCAGAAACUCAUGGAACAUAUUAGGCACCAUCACAAACUCAACAUAUUCUUCCAGUGUGAGAGCUGUCGGACUAAGUUGCGGUCCUACCGAGGCCUCCUGACUCACCUGCACAGCUGCUCCAAAGUGUCACGAGGGAAACUGAAGCCAGUGGAGCCGGCAGCACCCCCUCCUCACUCUGCUGUCGUGGCCAGCCCUACGCCCAUGGAUCAGCAGCCGUCGCAGCCACAGUCAGAGGCUGCUCCACAGCCAGUCGCUGCUGAAGCACCGAUCCAGCAUGGACCGUUCCCUGCUGAAUGUCCCUCACAGCCUGCCGUCCCCUCUGUGCUCACUCCCUGCAGUCUGCCUCUUCCAGGGACAUCUCCUCCACAGCUCACUGAUGUAGCUCCACCACCACCUGCCACCAACAUAGUCUCUAUCCUGCCUCCCUCACUGGAGGUUCCCAAAGCAACAGUCUUCCCUCCUGAAGUGCAGGCUCAAACAGAGACCAGGGCCCCUGAGCCCGUCCACUCACCUCCAGCAUCUGCACCGCAGUCACCUCCCGGUUCAGCCGCUGUCUGGAAGAAGAGCCAAGGUUUGACUUGCAGCAGACGCAUCCUGUGGGAGCACACCAGAGGGCGCUACACAUGUGUGCAGUGCGGCCACUGUGUAUCCAACAGGAAGGAAAUGUCCCAACACAUCAGCAGUCACCACAGUGGAAGCAAACCAGCAGAGGAAAUGGGGAACACUGCAAAUAAUGCAUGAAGGAGGAGCUCAAACUUUCUGAAUGUGUGAAGGUUUCCGCCAGCUGAGCUGAUGAGGCUGUAACUUUGACGCUCAUGCUCCCCACCGGUGUGUUUCUGCACAGGUCUUCACAGGAAAGUGUUUUGGUUUCCAGUGGUAGUUUAAAGAGAAAACUAUCUGAAAGGUGACUGUUUGUGGUACGUAAAAGACUGAUGCUGUUUCCUCAGACAUGAGCAUUGAUACAGUUGUUGCUGUUUUGAGUCAGUUAGUGGCAACAGCGUGUAUCAGUACUCGAUGAAGCAUUUUCAUUUAGUUUGAGGGAAGACACAGUCCUGGUGUAUGAAAUGAAUUCAUUCAGAAGCACUUUUUUGUUUUUUAAUAGAGAUCAUGUGUUCAGGGAGAUUAUCUGUACAGUCUGUCCCAAAGUUGAUUGAAACAGUAUAAGAUGUAUAGAUUGAACUUGUCCGUCUAAAAAAAAUAUAAUUUUAACAAUCCCUCUGCUAUGAACUGAUGAAACCUUUCAGACAAAAUGUCCUCAAAAUUUCAACUAGUCCAGCAGCUGUCGUGACGAUAGUUUUGUAGAACAUAGGAGUCCAGCUUGGAGAUUUCAUUUGCAUGUUUACUAAUGACUGGAGGUGACUGAGGCGGCCGUCAUGAGCUCAAUGAGUGAAAUAAAUGUUUUUUUUUAUUUAACCUCAAUAUGUCAUGAAGUUGGCUGAUGUGUAAAAUAGCUACUUUACUAUGAUGGGAAAUAAACCAGUGAUGUGAACCAAGAAACCGACCUCGCACAUUUUUCUGUAAGGAAGGGACUAACUUGUGUCUCUGUUCUAGCCGGUGCUCGUUCCAUCUCUCCUGUAGUACAAGGAAGGUUUCUUCUUUCCACAGCCGCUUAUGCUCCCUCAUGUGAAACUGUCGAGUUUUUGUCUGUGAAAGUUUCCAGAAGUGACUGUGUUGUAUUUGGCACUAUAUGAAUAAAGCUGAAUUGAACUGA